Molecule: messenger RNA, 3411 nt
Organism: Pseudovirgaria hyperparasitica
Lineage: Eukaryota; Fungi; Ascomycota; Dothideomycetes; Acrospermales; Acrospermaceae
Product: RhoGAP-domain-containing protein
Exons: 3
Coding region: 431-2983 (850 amino acids)
Biological process (GO): signal transduction; regulation of fungal-type cell wall organization; activation of GTPase activity
Cellular component (GO): cell cortex
Molecular function (GO): GTPase activator activity
Source: RefSeq, a predicted model, not a curated record
CCACAACACCCCCGGUCUUAAUACCACUCAACACUUGCCUGCCCUUGUGGAGGUCGCAACACCUUCUUACAACAUUCUGUAUUACUUCUGAGCCUCUCUGCACAAGUCAGGACACUUCUUGCGUCGCUACAGCCUCAGCCCCCAUAGUCGCGUUAGCGACACACAUUGAUCCUUCGACCGCAUCCGUACCGCAUCUGCUAGCUAUCUCAUCGUUGCUCUUUGUCAGUUCGUCCAAGAUUCGCUCAGUCAGAUCUCCUUACUUCCUACACUGCACAAGCUCAGCUUGCCCGCAACACUUGAUCUCGUCACGACCCACAGCCUUGCCCGCGACCCGUACUUCGUGUCAUUUCGUACCUGUUAGAUCUUACCAGGUAUUUGGCUUCGGGAAUCUGAAAGGAAGAGCUGGAUUAAAGAAGAGCCACAGAAGGCCAUGCUGUCAGCGCAGCGUGGGAAGAAUGGCGAGCCGCAACCCGCCCCGGUUGCGGUGUCCCAUGAGGAUGCAGCCAGCAAGCGAGAUCUCACCUCAUGGUGGAGGCAGUUCAAGCGUGGUACGGCGAAACGUGAAGAAGAAAAAGCCGAACCGCUCAACACGAUCUUUGGCGUACCUCUCUUGACCAGCGUUCGCUAUGCCAAUGUCGCCAUUUCACUGUAUGAUCAGGAUGGAAAGAGCUACAUAUAUGGCUAUGUGCCGAUAAUCGUCGCCAAGUGUGGCGUUUUCCUGAAGGAGAAAGCGACCGAAAUAGAGGGUAUCUUCAGAUUAAGUGGAUCUGAGAAGCGCAUCAAAGAACUCAGAGCUGUAUUCGACUCUCAAGAGACCCGUUUUGGUAAAGGUCUUGACUGGUCCGGAUUCACCGUUCACGAUGCGGCCAACAUAUUGCGUCGCUACUUCAAUACCCUCCCUGAACCAAUCAUACCUCUUCAGUAUUACGAGCAAUUCCGCAAUCCCAUUCGGGGACAUCAGGCACAGGCUGUCGGCGAGAUUGAUGGACAGGGUCCGAUCGUUGGUGACUUCGAUCCGGAUGCUGCUAUCAAGAGACUCAAAAACCUGGUGACUGAAAUUCCUCCACUCAAUCGGCAAUUGCUACUUUACAUUUUGGAUCUCCUCGCUGUCUUCGCUGCAAAGUCUGACGUCAAUAAAAUGACUACAGCCAAUCUUGCCGCUAUUUUCCAACCUGGCAUCCUGUCUCAUCCUAACCAUGCGAUGGCACCCCCGGAAUAUCGUUUGAGUCAGGAUGUCUUGAUAUUUCUCAUCAAUAACCAAGAUCAUUUCUUGAUCGGUAUGCAAGGAACUGCAGCAGAUGAGAAGACAGUUCAAGAUGUUCAAAACGGGCCACCCAAACAAGCAUCAACCCCGCCUCGCAAAUCGGGUGUGAGCCGCUCAGCAUCAAACGCCAGCGCAGGUGCAGAAAGCCUGCGCAAAUUUGGUGGUAUCCGACGAAACGUGUCGGUAUCAUCCAGAAAUUCCAGAGGCUCUGUUGUUGCGCCGCAAAGCCCUGCUACACCGUCCCAUGCCACAAGCCCAACAAUUGGCGUUCAUCGAAGCAACACCGUACCUUCCAAGAAGUCUCCAGCUGUCGGUAUUGCACGAUUUGCGAGACCAGGAGAAAAGCGCUCUGAACCUCCCACACCUACCUCAACAGGCACGUCGAGCACAGCCCAGGCAGUGAGUUUAUUGUCUACUGAACCAUCUAAGUCACCCGCUCCGGCCCAGGUUCCUGUUCUCGCUCAUGUUGAUGUGCCUGCAACUGCCGCCGUACCCUUAGCAACUUCCGAGGUCGCGGCCCCGCCAAUUGAAGAUACUACACCGCGCGCCGAACAGCCACAAGUCAACCCAAUUGAGUCCGUACAGCUAAGUGAAAAUGAGAAAAUUACCCAGAAGACAGCUGCACCCACCGUGGAAUCGUCUGGUUGUGUCACAUCGGAGCAGAUACCUGCAACGAUUCGCGAAGAAGAGUCAGCCGGAGGCACUACACCAACUGCUCCAGCAUCUGGCUCCUCAAGAACCUUGACUCAGAUGUUCUCUCGCAACUUGGCAUACGAGCAGUCGGAGAAGGGUAAAGAUAUUCGCAGACCAAAUAAACUCCAGAAGAAACGUGGACCGAGCAGCGCGAAUCUCAGUGCGCACAGCUCAACUCAAUCUCUCACUGGCGUCAUAUCGAACGACACACCGCUUUCACCUGUCCUUCUCGGAUCAUCUACCACACUUCAAGGUUCGACCAAGGAGGCAUUUCCUACCAGUAUGAUUGACUCAAAUCAAGCCCCAGGAGUGACACUGAUGCGACCAGCGUUGUCUCCAUCUCCAUCUCACCGAUCAUAUUCGACUAGCAACGAUCUUUCGGAGGCUGAACAUGGCGACGAGACCCCUGGAGCGGGUACCGCUGUCGAGCCAGAUAAGAAGCAUCGUUGGCGUCUGUCUAACCACCAGAAUAAGCACGAGUCUAAGCCAGGUGAUCUUGGUUCUAAUGCAGGCGCCCAACAGAGCAUGAGUUCUUUCACUAGCAGCGCAGGCGGUCGUGGACGUAAGAGUUUCGAACCAAUCACACAAUGGGGAUCAGAAUCGUCGGCCUCGACCGGUCAGCGCGGCCUCGAUGCUGAGAUUGGAUCGCCGCCCAAGGAACACCGCGGUUUAGGUGGAUGGCUCAAAGCCAAGCUAGGUGACAAGAAAGAUCGAGCAAAGAGUCCACCUGAAUCUCAGGGACAAAGACAGCAGCUUCAGGGAACCGACGCUCCGAGUCGCGGCAAAUCAAUGGAGGUUGCGAGAAGAGACUCGGACCAGACGGUAGAGACAAUUACCAGGCCGCCAACCGCUGAGAAAGCUGGUGCUACCGCAGCGGCAGUAGCAGCCGCGCAGACGUAUCCGAGUGCCAUGCAGGCGAGUAACAAGAUGCCAGCAGGACCUGUAUCGGCCACCACGCAGAGUGUCGACUCGGCCGCAGCAAAACCAACUACUACCCAAGACACUUUUCCCAAGGUCGAAGGCUAACAAUACGGUGCACAUGUGAAGCAGUGCAGGACCAAUUUGGGAGUGCAUAGGACGAUUUCAUUUGCAAUUGUAUUGAUGGGAAUUGAAUAUGGCAUGUUGAUUCUUUGGGCUAUGCUGAGGAGAUUGUUGUGGAUACCCCCGGACUGGACUGUCUCACUGACAUGUAUUGGAGGAUGAGAAGAAAAGUGAAUUAGAGGAGUCCUAUUAGGUGGUGGUGAUUCAGCAGAUACGGUCAGGGUCAGCACUGGUCUAAACAGUGAUAAUGGUAGUAUUGCAGUCACAGAGGUUGACGCUAAUGGCGAUAGUAGCGUUUGUUCCCGAAGUAGGUAAUAUGCAAAUACAAAAUUUUCCCCAUGGUUCCUCGGAAAGUGCAGAUAUAUCACGUGAUAUAGAGUGUCAGGGAUCAUGGUCAGACAACUUCUCGGAAC